AUGGCCGACUUCAACACAAUCGCUCAGCAAUUCGUUGAGUUCUACUACAACACCUUCGACAGCAACCGAAGCGGUCUUGCCAGCCUCUACCGCCCCGAGUCCAUGCUCACCUUCGAGACCUCCUCUGUGAUGGGUACUGAGCAAAUUGUCGAGAAAUUGAACGGUCUUCCAUUCCAGAAGGUGCGCCACCAGCUCGCCACUCUCGACGCCCAGCCGUCAGGCGAGAACAUCAUCGUUCUUGUUACCGGUGCUCUCUUGGUCGAUGAUGAGCAGAAGCCCAUGAACUACACCCAGCUCUUCACACUGAAGCCCCAGGACGGAACCUUCUUCGUUCUCAACGACGUCUUCCGCCUGAUCUACGCUGCUGCUUAA
Molecule: messenger RNA, 372 nt
Organism: Penicillium diatomitis
Lineage: Eukaryota; Fungi; Ascomycota; Eurotiomycetes; Eurotiales; Aspergillaceae
Product: nuclear transport factor 2 family protein
Exons: 6
Coding region: 1-372 (123 amino acids)
Biological process (GO): protein import into nucleus
Cellular component (GO): nuclear pore central transport channel
Source: RefSeq, a predicted model, not a curated record